This is a messenger RNA of Salvia splendens (bonfire salvia), 2705 nucleotides long. Its product is annotated as protein MLN51 homolog. The coding region runs from base 244 to 2166 and encodes 640 amino acids. Gene Ontology annotation, biological process: mRNA processing. Gene Ontology annotation, molecular function: mRNA binding. NCBI's taxonomy places the organism in Eukaryota, Viridiplantae, Streptophyta, Magnoliopsida, Lamiales, Lamiaceae. The record is from RefSeq and is a predicted model, not a curated record. The transcript is spliced from 11 exons. Gene Ontology annotation, cellular component: exon-exon junction complex.
CAACUCAUCCGUCAAUGCCUCUUUCUCCAUCUCUAAAUUAAUCAUUGAUUGGUGAAAAUUGACUAUUGACUCUUCCUCAAGCUUGUAAAUCCAAAAUCCUAUAAAUUCUAGACGAAUUUACUGUGGGAUCAAGGGUUUUUCUAAUUUUUCUGACCCCUUUCAAACCCUAAGUUUUGUAGUAACUGCUGCUCUGAAUCUCGGUUCAUAUUCUGUGUUGACGUUGAACUCAAUUGGUUACUGGUGAUGGCGGCGGAGGAGGUUGAGUACGAGAGCGAUCCGGAGGAGGCGAAGUUGUCGUUGAAGAUGCGGCGGAGGGAGGCGAGCGACGACGAAGAAGAAGAGGCGGAGCAAGGGUGGAAACCGCCGCGGAGGAUUGAGUCGGACGGGGAAUCUGAAGGUGCGGCGGCGGAGUAUGAGGAGGAGUUGGACGAAGAAGAGGAGGAUUAUGAUUUGGAUGAGGAGGAGAUAGAGGGGGUAGCUGUUCAGUGUGAAGAAGGCGGUGGUGGAAGAGGUAAAGAUGUUGCGGAGGUGGUGGCGGUGGAGAGAGAGGAGAGUGGGAGUGAGAGGGAAAGAAAUUUUGAGGGAAAUGACGAUGCAGGUGAAAAUAAUGAUGGGGAUAAGAAUGCGGUUGAUGGGGAGCAUGAGGAAGAAAAGAAGGAAGUAGAGCCCUUCUCUGUGCCGACUGCGGGGGCAUUUUACAUGCACGAUGACCGAUUUCGAGACAAUGCUGGCGGGCGAAAUAGGAGAACCCUUGGAGGAAGGAAAUUGUGGGAGUCUCAAUCUCAAGAUGAUAGGAAAUGGGGGCACGAUAAGUUUGAAGAGCUGACUAUGCAGGAAAGGCAUCAUGGACAGGGUAGAAGGGGUGCUAGGGGACGCCAUAGGGGCCGCAAUAGAAAUAGAGCCACAGACCCUGGAUUUGCACAAGUAAACCGACCCAAAGAAUACAUUAAUAACAGCACAGAGAAUAAUAAUUAUCAGGGCAGUGCUCCCAAGGGUGUUAGGGGACGAGGGCCUCGAAGAUAUCAACCAUCCUUUAAGAACAACAAUGACUCUCCAGCUACACAAAACAAAUACCCUGGGAAAUCGGUUGAAAAGCAUUCCAAUGUCAGUUCUCGAAGGAGUAGUGAACCUGUAUCUAAUGCAAAACCUGAUGUAGUUCCUAGAAAACAAGUAGCCUCCAAUUUGAACAUUGCUUCCCCUCCAUUUUAUCCUACUGGUUCUUCCACAAAAGAUAACACUGCACCCCCUAAGAGGGAUGUCCAUGCUAGUACAGUUAAUCGUGGCCAGCAACCAGUGGUGGGUGAGAAGUUUACUAUGUCGCAGUCUACUGCUACUAUGCGAGGAAAAAAUAUAGUGGAUUCCAUUGGUCAACCUCAGUUAAGGGGCCAAGGAAGAGGACCAGCUUCCUUCACACAGAUGGUUUACCAACCAGUUGUCUCUAAUAACCAACAUAACAGGGUUCCACCGCCUAACCAGCAACAAAAUGCUCAGAGGAAUUCUGGUCAAAGUCGUGCUCAGUCUUCUCUGCAAGAUUCUUCCCAGCAGUUUACGCAACGUGUGCCUAGUAAUUCACAAGCAUUCUCUCCACCUAAAGCUGCUGGUGCUGUAAAUACAUCUGAAUCUGGGGAUGUUGAAUCUGCUUCAGAAUUAAAUCAGCCUAAGACAGCAUUGGUUGCUAAAGGAAAAGGGAGUGCUCCCGGCAGCACUAAGGGCUCGUUCCUAUAUGGUGGAGCUCAGGUUAUGGGAUCCUCUGCCAGUAUGGGCAGUGGCCCUGGUGAUCAAAACUUCCCAGCUUUCUUACCAGUCAUGCAAUUUGGAGGCCAGCACCCUGGAGGAAUUGGGGUUCCUGCUGUUGGCAUGGCCUUUCCUGGAUAUGUUGGUCAACCACAACUUGGCGGUCUAGGGAGUUCUGAAAUGACUUGGCUUCCUGUUUUAGCGGGUGCUGCUGGAGCGUUAGGUGCAACAUAUUGUCCGCCAUAUAUAACUGUUGAUGGUUCAUAUAAUGCCCGGCCUUCUGGGCAGGAAUCUUCCACAGCAGCUGCUUCAAGCAAAGAGAAUAGCAGUGCAACAAAAGGUCCUUCACAGAGGCCUGAUCUUGCAAAUGAUGAUUUCGGCCAGAGGCAAAAGAACCCUCGCAGAUAUACAGAGAUGAAGUUUGACCAGUGAAGUAGCUGGAUGGCUUGGUUGUCUUGGAAUAAGCAUAUAAUCAAAAAUCUUUAGAGUCCUUCAAUCUGUUGGGUGUAGCAGAGUGUUUGGGUGUGCUUUUGGUGCAGGCCUUCUUCCAAGGCCCAUUGUCUUCUCUAGUCGUUGAUCUGGAGUGCACUUUCUCUGAUAUUUUAGGUACUUGAAAACGCCUCCUGAUCCUGCUGCCUUAAUUUGAUGAACACUGCAGCUUGACAGGUUAUUGUGCAUUAGUGUUUACCUGAAUUAUGCAAGAAGAUUGUUAUGGAGCUUUCAGAAAAAGAAUAACGAGUAUUGUUGUGCAGCCGCUGCUUGCUUGCUUUAUCAAACUACGUUUCGCCUGGUAUUAUAUGGAUCUUAUUUUCUAUCCGAUCAAAGGGUUCGUUGUCUUGCAGUUUCUAGUAUUUUGGUUUGAGUUGAACUUUAUUCUCUGCAUAUGAACUACUGUUCGCCUUUGUGUAAUUGUGUUACUAAAAUGUUUCAUUUUGAUAUUUCAUUAUGUCUACAAUCUAAAGUUUAUUUAA